CAAUUUUAACCAAAAUUAUUUAACUUUUUGUAAUAAUUCAUCAAAUUUUCAUCCAAAUUUCCAUCAAUUUUCAAACCUUUUUGUCCAAAUUUCAAUAAAAUCUCAGAAUUAUGUUCUUGCACCAACUUUCCAUAAAUUUUGUCAUUUAACCAUUUUGAAAAUAAUUCACAAUUUAAAAUGCCCAUUUCAAAAAGCUCAAAUGCGAAUAAAAUUGAAGUUUUGUAUUUUAAUGAAAUUGGCUUCAAAAUGUUGUCGAUUGGAAAUUUUUCGAGUGAAUUUUUUCGAUUUUCCAUAAAAUCAACGAUUAAAACUGCAAAGCUGUCUCCCAAGACUUCCAAAAAGUCUUCAAAAAUUUGAACAAUUUCAUUAAAUUUUCCUGGAUUUUCCAUCAAUUCAGUCCACAUUUUCUCAACAACUCCACUGAAUUCCACUUGAUUACAUCGAAAAAACAAAGAUUUUUGUGUGAAAUUUUUCAAAAAUGUCCAUUUGUCAACAGAAAUUGGAUACAACAUCUCAACCCCAAAUGGCAAUUUUGACCAAAAUGUCUUUACAUCUUGUAAUAUAUAAUUAAAGUCAUUGCUUUUGUGUCUAAUGAUAAUAAAUGACUCAACCAAUAUCAUCAACCUUACAACAACAUCCAAACUUUUAUCAAUAAUUAGAGGAUUUUGAAACAUUUUUGUGACGCAGUGAAAUAUAAAGUUUGAAGAUAUUAAAUCAUGAAAGUGUAAGUCACAAACAAUUUCGUAAGUUCUCCUCUUUUUAUACAAAAAGUAGUCAAAGUAAGGAUCACGAUCAACAUCAACUGUGGUGUCAAUUAAGUUUUUGAGUAGUAAAUUUUGAAGACAAGUCAUGAAGAAGUUGAUUAGUUUAGAUGAAAUUGAUUUUGAGGUUAUAUUGUCAGACUUUGAGGUUAAGUCACCAGAUUUUGAGGUUAAGUCAUCAGAUUUUGAGAUUAUGACAACAGAUUUUGAGGUUAUGUCACCAGAUUUUGAGGUUAUGUCACCAAAUUUUGAGGUUAUGUCACCAGAUUUUAAGGUUAAGUCACCCGAUUUUGAGGUUAUGUCAACAGAUUUUGAGGUUAUGUCACCAUAUUUUGAGGUUAUGUCGUUUGAUUUAAAGGAACGAUCAUUAACUUUCAAUUUGACUUCAUCAUUUUUCAGAUUUAAAGCAGGACUUGAAGAUUUAUCACUUUUUGCGACCAUAUCAUCAAAUUUAAAAGUUAUGGUUCGCGAAUUUACAGUUUUUGAUUUUGUUUUUUGAUCAUCUGUGUUUGAGGUUAUGUUGUCAUUAUUUCGGGGUAUGUCUGGAACCGUCUGCAAAUUCUUAGUUUUUGAGGUUAUGUUGUCCAAACUUGAACUUUUUCCAUCUGAUUUGUCAUUUUGAAUGGCAUUUGUGUUUGAAAUUGUAAAAUACUUUGUGAUUCUUACAAUUGAUUUUGAAUAUCUAUCAUAAAUCUUUGCCAUUUUUUCAUCAGGAAUCAGAGAAUCAGCACCAUAAGUUUGAUCAAACAACUUCCAAGCUUUGACAAGCUUAAUCAGAACCCAUUGCAUGCAUUUAGUUUGGUCUAAUCUUGUGUACAGUUCGAAGAAUAUUUCAGCAUAUUUAUUAAUUUCAUCAAAAUUUGGGUGAGUUUUUAACAAAUUAAUUUUAAUGAUGGCAACUGCGAUAAAUUCCUUGAUUUUGAUUGAAUUGUCCUUGUUAAUUUCAAGACUUUUGCAAUCUUCACACAAAUCUUUAAGAAUUUUUUCAAAUUUUUGUGGAUUUGUGAUUGAAUCAUCGAACAAAAAGUAGUCAGAAGUGAAAUUUAGGGGUCGGACUACAUCAUCUUGGUGUGUUUGGAUGAAACUUUCAUUGCUUCCCGGUUGGAUUUUUGAGAAUUUUGCUUGAACUUGAAGUAUAGAUGCAUUUGUACUACUUGAGUCCUUUGGAACUUCACAUCGCUUAGAUAUUAUUUUCUUACUUUCUGGCAAUGGACUUGGAAUUUCAGGAUUAAUGUUAAUGCUUUUGAAAAAUUCAAGCAUUUUUGUAGUUCUUUUUGUGAUUUCUAGAUCUUCAUUCUUAAUGCUCAAGGCUUCAUCCAAAUUUUUAACACAAAAAUCAGCAAAAGCGAUUCGUUCUUUACAAUCAAUGCUUAAUAUGUCUUCCAAUCCUUCAACGACUCCCAAAAACAAUUCAAGUCCAAUUUUUUUACUAUCUUUAAUGUUGAUGAGCAUGCAAAACAGGAUAUCGUAGACCAGAUACUUCUUCACAAAUGAAAUAACAGCUCUGGAUGUCAGAACUUGCUGGGACAAUUGACAUUUUCUUUUUUUCCUUUUAACUUCUUGCCUAAUACAAAAACUGGUAAACUCAUCUUUCAAAUCUUUACAAACGUCGGUCAACAACUUUUCGUGAUGAUUCUGAAGUUCUUUUGAAAGAAGCUCAGCAAGUUCAUUUAUUUGUGGUUUUAAGUCUGGAUUCUCAAGUUUCCAGCUAUAAAAUGCAAUUGCACAUUUUCUUAAUUGUGAUGCAUUUGUUGUGAUUAUUGGCAGAAUUUCUUCAUAUAAUUUGUGUACAUCUGAGUCUGUUGAUUGAAUUGGUUGCAACUUAUGCUGUCUUUCUGAUUUUAAAGCUAGUUUCUUAUUCUCAGUUGUUAAGAUUGUUUGUUGAAUUAGUUCUCUUAAGUCUGAAUUGGUUUUAGCAGCAUUUGAUGAAUCAUUGGAGGCUUGUUCUAUAGGUUUUGAUUGUCCAUCAUAGCUUCCUCCUGGUUUGAGUAAAAAGCUUAUUUCAAACCAUGAAGAUUGUUCUUCUUUAUCAAGAAUUUCUGACGUUUGUUUUUUUAUUUCUGCGUCUUUUGUCAGUGCACGCAUUAAUAUUUCUUGAUUGCUUUCAACAUUUUUAUUGAGAGAUGCAGCAUUAGCAUGUCGGCUUCCUGUUAUAUCCAUAACCUUUGUUAUAGUUGUCGGUAAUUUUCCUGCGUUUUCUUUUGAAGUUCCAACUUGCAUAGAGACAUUGUUUGGCAAGUUAACUUGAACAUUUUUUACUUUUUGACUAUUUCCCUUCGGGUUUUCAGCUGCUUCCAUUCCAUUUUCUAUUGUCUUUAUUAAGAUCUUUAUCUUUUCUAUCAACUUUUCAUCUUGUUCCACAGCUAGCUUGUUUUUAAAAAGCACCAUAAUUUGUCUAAUAAGUUUCUUGUGAUCCUUAAUAUUGCACAACAUAUCAAUCUUCUCAGUCAUCAACAGCACUAAAAGUUUAAGUGCAUUUGGAUAAUUUUGCUUGAUGAAUUCAGCAAGUUGUUGCCAUAAUUGAUACCAAAAUGGAUUUUGGAUGUUUGGCUCAAAUGCAACUGUAAACUUUGUCAAGUUCAUCAUUUUUUGUUCCUGAUUUUCACAAUCAAUGCAAAGAUUCAGGAACUUGCUGCUUAUUUCUGCUGUUAUUUGAACUAAACUCUUCUUAAAGCUGAUUUUCUUCGACAGAAGAUUGAACAAGUCAAUGACUGGAUUGAUGUGUUUCUGGUCAGAAAUUCCUUGUUGCAGUAAAACUUCCAAGAAUCUUUGCUUUGAAAAGUUUUUAAACAAUAAUCGAGAAACUUUGGAAGCGAUUAGUUCAACAUUUGAUGUCUGCAGCUGACUUAUGUAAAACAUGACUUUAUCAUCUGCUGAGGAAUUAACUGGCGGCUCAGCUACAAUACUUGAAUUAGUUCUAGCAACUUGACUUGAUGGUCCACUUGACUGACCACUUUGACUCGAAUUUACAGCUAAUUGACCGUACCUUUUGGAAGUUUGGCUCAGUUCCUUUGACUUUUCAAUGUUAAUCAUGACUUUUGAAUCUAUUUUGAAGUUAACUGGUGAGUAAGUCAGGACAUUUAAGUUAGAUGUUCUAGCUAUUUGAUUAUAAAGUGCUUCUGAGUUAACACUUUGACUUGAUUUUGAAACAGAAGACAUGACAGAUUUUUGGGAACUUUCGCUAAUGGUUCUUGUUGUUUUAACAUCUUUGCUUGCUAUUUGCUGAUUUUGGAAAAACUGUCUUGCAAGCCUUUUAUAAGAUUUAUUGAUGGACUUUAACUUUCUUUGUAAAGUUUUAAAAUUGAUUUUUACACUUUUGAAAUAUUCAAGAAUUUUUGUAGUUCUUUGCUUAAUUUUUUUAUCUUGUCUCUUAGGUUUUAGAGAAAUUUCCAAAACCUUAACACAAACUACAGCAAAAAUGUAUCGUUCCUUACAAUCAACGCUAAGUACAUUAUCAAUUUCAUCAAUUAUGUCCAAAAACAAAACAAGUGCAUCCCUGUUUCGAUGUCCAAUGUAUUUCAACAAGCAAUGCAGGAUGUCGUAGAAUUGACUCAUCUCCAAGAAUGGAAUUACAGCUCUGAAUGACAAUAUGAAGAAACUUCUCUGUUGUCCUUUGAUUUGGCCUCUAUGAAGGAUAUCGCACUCGUCAGUAAGAUGUUUACAAAUAUCCUGCAAUAAUUGUUUGUGAUGACUUUUCAGUUCCUUUGACAAUAGACCAAUUAGUUCUUUUCGUUGUGAUUUCGGUUCUGAACCAUAAAUUUUCCAAUUGUGCAUCAUAAUUGCAUAUUUCAUAAAUUGUGAUUUAUUUUUUGAAAUCAUUGGCAGAAUUGUGUUGUAAAGUUUAAGCAGUUCUGGAUUGAUCUGCUUUAUUGACUGCAUUUGUGGUAAUAUUGGCAAAUAUUCAUAUUUCUUUGCUGAUUUUAGAGGACAUUUGUUUUUGAUUACCGAAAAAGGUUUUUUAAUCAGCUCGUUUAAAUUUAUUCGAAUAGCAAUGGAACUUUGUAUUUUGGGAAUCGGUUCCGUGAUUAUUUUGAAUGGUUUUCUCGAGAAUAGCUGCUCAUACAAGAGCAAGUUCUUCCAGCUGUAUUCAAGAUGAACUUUUUUAAGCAAAUGACUGAUUUCCAGACUUGUUGAUUGUGUUUGUUGGUCGUUUAAAGUCAAAGCAUAUGUUUUUGAUUCCAGUCUAUUAUGGUUGAAUUUUCUGCUGGUUACGGAAUUUCUCAACAGUUUUCUUUUCAUUUUGAUGAUUUUUUGCCUAAGUUUUUCAGCAUUUGAUGAGGUUUUUGACUUCAAGAGAAGAUUUUUCAAAUAUAUUAAUAGAUUUUUAGUUCUUUUUUGUGUACUUUUGACAAUUGCAUAUAACUUUGAGGUGAUUUGAUCAUCUAAGAUUGAAAUAGUUGAUGAUUUUGUGUUGUCUUUGGUCAACGUUUGAUGAGUUUUUGAUGAAAUUUGUUUUGAAUUUCCAAGGUUAAUUGGAAUUUGGGUUUUGUUCGUUGAUUUGACACGAUUUUUACCUUUUUUCUGUUUGCUAAUUGUUUGAGUCACUUCCUCGCUCUUGACAUUCUUGUUCUCUAACAUGUUUUGUAUUUUUUUAAUAUAUUUUUGCAUUUUGUUAUCUUUUUCAAGUUUAUUAUCUGCAAUUAGUUGAAUAUCGGCAAACAAUCUGUCCAGCAUUUCCUUAUAAUUGCCCAAAUUAUUCAUUUUUUGAAUUGCCUGAAGGAAUGAAAUCAUUUCCGAGUCUGUCAAGACAUUUUCAUUAAUAAUAUGAAACAAUAGCUCAACUGUUGCUGUGACUUUGUUGGAUUCACAAAAAUCAGGUGAAAUUGUGUUCAGGAACAACUUUAAGAACAUAAUGUAGCUUAAACUUUGAAUGAAUUCAGCACCACGUGGUCCAGUUUUGAGGACUUUAAUAGCAUCGGUAAAAUCAGCUACAAGAUGUUGAUUAGAAAUGACAUUGUUGUAGAAAUUUUGAGCAACAUCUUUAAUAUCUAAAUUUUUUGGAUCAUUUACAGGAAUGCUUACUGGCAAGCUUUCAACACUAUAUCCAUUCCUGAUGAUAUAAAGCAGACUUUGAGUUGCAAAGUUAACUUUCUUCAGUACAACAUUAUGAAUUAUUUGAGCAAUUUUUGCCUCAAUUCUGGUUGCAGCUUCUAUUUUUGAGAAUCUUAUAGUAUUGUGGAUACGCUGACGGAUGUAAUGUGUUUCCUUGGAUUUAAUUAUUUUAAUAUUUGUCGAUAUAACUUUAAGGACAUCAACAUAAACCUCCAUAACCUCAAAAGACAUUCGUGGAUGCAAAGUUUCAACUUUUUCUAACCAAAUUUUAAGAUUUGCCUUGUCAAACACUUUUAAGCUUGUCAAUUCAGCUGUUAUCAUUCCAAUUGAUCGGAUUUUUUGUAGAUUAUUUUUUGACAUUUUAAAAAUUUUCUUUUUUAAAUUUAUUUGCAAUCUAUUCAAGAAAUUUACAAUUUGUAGAGCAAAGUUGUGGAUAGAUUUAAUGAAUUUAGCAAGUUCGAUGACAUUUGUGUCUUGUUUUUGUAAAGUUUUGACAAUCAAGUUGACUAAUUCUUUGUUGUUUAUGUUUAAUAUCGCCGAGAUCUUAAAGCUGAAACGUACAUUCUCAUUUUUAGUGAUUCCUUCUACAAUUUCUUCUAAGUUGUUUGAAUUAAUUGCUGAUUCUGUUGGCUUGAACAGCCUUGAUCGAAAAAUUUGAUUGUCAUUUUCGUAAUUUUCAUACAUUUUAAAGAUUUCAUCCUCAAUUAUUAGACGAUCGUCUUUGAUUGAUUUCAUAAAAUUGUUAAAAUUAUAUUUAUUUGUGAUUUUGUAAAAGUAUCCGCAAAGCUUUAAAGUUGAUGCAAUCGUAGCUUUAUCUUUAUUAUUAUUUACAUAAUUCAAGAAGCUUGUCAUAAAUUCUGGAUUAAUUAUUUUCUUUUCAGACACGUAAAGUUCACCAAGAAAACUGCCUAAAACUUUAAUUUUUAUUAAAUCAUCUUCAGUUCCUUGCUUUGCAUCUUUAAACUCUGUUUCAAUUCUCUUUACUAAGUCUUGGAUGAAUUUUUUGAUUAUUUUGAUUAUUUUUUUCCAUUUCGACGCAAUCGAACCAAGAAUUUUGAUCUCUUUUGGAUUCUCAAUCACAUGAUCAAUAAAUUUUCUUGAGAAAUAUUCAACUUCAUUGUUUGUUGCGUCACUGAAGAAGCCACAACAGUCAUUGAUGUCUUUGGACGUAAAUUUGAGGUAUUUGUCAAAUGCUUUACAUUUUCGGGAAUUUGCAAUUUCAUUUAAAUAUUCUGAUUCAUUUAUUUGAAAUGGUUUUUUAAUUUGAAUGAAUCGUUCUUGCUCAAGUCGAAGUGCGCUUUUUAUUUUUGGUUUUGGUUUGACUUCAUUCCUACCCAUUAUCAAGGUGUUAUCUGACAUUUGAAAAAAU
Molecule: messenger RNA, 7182 nt
Organism: Chironomus riparius
Lineage: Eukaryota; Metazoa; Arthropoda; Insecta; Diptera; Chironomidae
Source: the annotation of a GenBank genome assembly